AGCUCAAUUGAAUACUCGUAAUGGGAAGUGGGUCUUGCAUCUCUUACAAGAUUUAACUUGGACAAAAUAAAAGUUUGUAAAAUCAAAUAAAUACUAUACACAGUAUUUUUCAUAGAUUUGCUUUCUUCUUAUUUUCUUUUUAGUCUAUGGAAUCAUGAGAAAAAAGAAAUAAAAAUAUUAUUCUUUGACAAUGUCAAUUGCGUUUCUAUUGAUAUAUUAUUUAUUUAUCUUUAAUUUGGAUCCGAAAAUAUAGUAUUGUAAGGUUUUCAUGACUUUUUGAAAUCGUAAAAGUAAUUAAAGAAUUUGACGUAUCUAUUGAGAGUUUUUUCAAGAUGCCUUGUGGUAAAAAGCCUCUUGUGAAAAAAUGGGACAAGCACAAAGAUUUGCGGGUUAUAAACCCGUCCCGCUAUGAACAAAAUGAGGCCUCCGUCAAAGCGCACUGGAAGAAGGUCAUCCGAGAUCUGGAACUGUCCUACAAGGAUGAUAAAUUCUGGGAGAGCCAACGUGACACUGUUCAAGAGCUGGUCGGGCCCGCUAUCUUUGGCAGACUAGCACAGAUGUUUAAGCUCCCCCCUGACGAUAAAUACUACGAACCACAGCCGGAUACUAGUUCUCUUCAGGCGUCGGAAUUAUUCUACGCAAUGGGAUCAUACGAACAACUUCCAAGAAAAGAGUCGAGAUAUUCGGUAAGUGACUAUGCACCUUCAGUGGAAGAACAGUCUGUUGAGGAAGAAGAAUCUGACUGGGGUACGUCAUCAGAAGCAUUAGAAAACCAACCUUCACGAUACAAGUCUAUGACAAAAUCUAAAUCCACUUCGUCAAGACCUUUUACAUCCAAAAUGAAUAUCUCAAGAUUGUCUACAAAUAAAUCUCUUAUAAGGAAAUCAUCUAUAAGAUAUUCAAAAAGGUUUUCAAAUGUACCAUUGUCGGUCGAUUCCCCAGCUUGUACCGAUGAUGAUUUAAUUGUUCAAGAUAGUAAGAAUUACAGAAACGUCGGGAAAUCACUAUUUGGACUGACUGCGAAAAACCCCCACUUUGAAAUGCUGUACUGCAACGAAUCAGAAACCGAUAUGAUCAAGUGGAAUUCAAAGUAUAAGCAGAAAGCCUUUGAAGUAUCGGCUUCCGAUGAAUUCAGCAAAAAAGCUGAGAUAUUAACUAAACAGAUUUCAAAAGAUUUUUAUGACUGGUGGGUAAGUUUAGGCAAUGUGGAGUUUAAGAGCGAAAUCAAGCGCCCUGAAGACAUUGAAGACUUAUUCCAAGUCUUGUUCGAUGAACACGCCUCAAGAGCACUUGUACUAGACCCAAAAAUACUACCUUGUGUAUUGCCGAGUAUUGCGAAAUUUGUUGGCGUACCUAAGGCCUCAUGCUCGAGUGUGCUUAAGAGGCAAAUCGCAUACGACAUUCACGCGGAAACUAGCCCCGCACAUAAAGAAGCCUUCGGCACAUGUCUUCCGCAGAGGAUGAAGCAUAUUCCUCCUAAUAAUGAUACCAAAAAGAUAUGGCAUUCUCUUGUAAUACCUGAAGAUCUUAAGACUAUGUCUGCCGUCUGGGACGAAAUUUCCCAUCUGACGUCCACAAAAUCAUUCCACGCGUGGCUUCAGAAGCGGCCACAUCUUCCAAUGGCUAAGUACUUGAAGUCGUUGGAGACUCCAGGAGACAAAAAGCAAGCUUUUGUGAUACCAUCGGAUUAUGUACUCGCUAAAGAAGGAAGUAGUGUAACUUCUACUCAGGACUUAGCUCUGCCUGUUUCGGAAUUUACUCUUGAACUGAAAGAAGUACUGCAAGAAAUUAUGAACGAUUAAUGCCAUCGUUUGUUCGUAAUUUUGCAUUAAAAUUAUAAUAACUACAAAUCUUUUAUACUUACAUUUUAUAACGUGCAAGUUAUUCGAACAAUGUUUUGAACAAGUAGAGAAAGAAAUCUUGGCAAAAAAAACAGUAUCACCUGAGUCACCUUAUAAACAUGAACAUGCACGUAGGUACCAUAACCAGGCAAGGACAGCUAGUAUACCAUAGGGCACAAGUUUGUCAGGAACGACACGCUCUAGGAUGGGCUGGGACGUUUUCAAUCGUGCGGCCAUGCAAUCAAAAGUUACUUAAUAAAUGAGGGAAGAUCCUUG
Cydia pomonella (codling moth) is the source of this 2117-nucleotide messenger RNA. RefSeq lists its product as uncharacterized. NCBI's taxonomy places the organism in Eukaryota, Metazoa, Arthropoda, Insecta, Lepidoptera, Tortricidae. The record is from RefSeq and is a predicted model, not a curated record. The transcript is spliced from 8 exons. Bases 333 to 1802 code for a protein of 489 amino acids.